Messenger RNA from Heterobilharzia americana, 3513 nucleotides. NCBI's taxonomy places the organism in Eukaryota, Metazoa, Platyhelminthes, Trematoda, Strigeidida, Schistosomatidae. The record is from the annotation of a GenBank genome assembly.
AUGAGUGAACCCUGGAAUGUAUUUAACCCAAGUUCAAAUUCGCCCACACAACCGAACUCCAGGCGACAAUAUCGAUUAGCGCAUCAAACUCUGUGUAUCACUCACAUUGACUUCGAGCAACGUUUGGUCAUUGGUUUCACUCAAUUGGUUAUAUGGCCAAUUGCACCAACAUUACGACGUAUUCAUAUUAAUUGCCGCCAGUGUCGCAUUCAUCGCAUUUUAUUGGAAGCAGCUGACAAUAAAUCAACAGGAUUUGAAGAUGAUCGGAAAGUGCGUACUUCCAGUUGGUCUGCUUCAAGAACCAAACUCAUCCCAUCACCAACUGAUCUUCCAAUUUUAUUUACCGAUCCUACCUUAGAAAUAUGUGAACAUGAUACCAAAUUAAGGACUCUAGACAGCUUUGAACGUCGUUAUACGUCUGUGGUUACUGCAACAGAUCCAGAUGAAGGAGGAGGUGAAAUUACGGUUCGAUUACCUUCAGAUUUUUGGCCACUAAUAUCCCAAAAAUCCCCUAUUACGUUAACCAUUGAAUUUUCGUUAAAUAAACCCAAGUCUGGUUUUUAUUUUGUCGUUCCUGAAGGAGAAGGCUCUUUGACUGAACGUGGAGUCCAUGCAUUCACUGCCUGCUCGCCUAAUUCCUCUCGUUUGUGGUUCCCUUGUAUUGAUUGCUCAGAACCAUGUACCUGGAAAAUCGAAGUGACAGUUUUCGAAGACUUGGUUGCUGUUGCUCCUGGUGAAUUAAUAGAUGCUCCAUACUAUACUGAAGAUCUAACACACAAGACUUACCAAUUUUAUGUUUCUCAACCAGUGGCAGCUCCCUAUAUUGGAUUGGCUGUAGGGGCUUUCGAAAUUUUUCCAGACCCGAGACUUUCUAAUGGAGCGACACACUUUUGCCCAAGUGGAUUAUUACCUCUAUUACGACAUACAAUAUAUCCCCUUUCAGAAAUGAUAGAAUAUUACGAGUCUAUCUUGGCAUCACAGUAUCCAUUCUCCACAAUAAAAUGUGUAUUUGUAGACUGUGCGUUUUCAGAAUUCCAAUCAUUCGCUUCUCUGAUCAUAUUUUCUGUCGAUUUGCUUCACUCACCUAGAAUUAUUGAUCAGGCGAUAGAAACUCGUAAAGUGGUGUCACUAGCAGUGGCACAUCAGUUUUUUGGAUGUUUUCUCAUUAUGGAUACAUGGUGUGAUGCAUGGCUUACAUUCGGUCUAGCAGGUUACUUAUGUGGUCUUUAUCAAAAACGUGUUUUUGGAAACAAUGAAUAUCGCAAGACUAUAUACGAUGAAAUGCACUUUGUAACUGAAUUUGAAAAUAUGAGAUAUGGUAUUGUGCUUGACCCGUCAAAAAUAACUUCAAAAUCCACUUAUUUUGACUUGACUUCAUCUCAUCUUAUAUCACCGGAUUAUUUUGCAGCCUAUGUGAAGAAAUCUCACUUAGUAAUUCGUAUGUUGGAAUUACGGUUGGGUCAACCUGUGUUACUUCAAGUGCUUAAUAAAUUACUUGUGCUCGCGCGCCUUUCUGCCAAGUCCAUUCUUUCAGUUGCGGAGCAAGACGAAAGCGAAUCGACUGGGUUAGGUACUUCCAGCCGAAAUCAAGAUAAUCCUGUCUCAAUAAAUCCGGAUGCUUCAUCUCAACAAAAUCCUAGUGUCCCACCAUGUAUGUCAGACGAACAUAGAGCUAAUAUCUUAUUAUCUACUGCUUCUUUCCAAAGGAUUAUUUCCAUGGUUACAGGUCAAGACAUUCGAAAUUUCUUAAAUCAAUGGGCUUGCCAUUCUGGUCAUGUUCGACUGUUUGCCAAGUUCCAUUUCAAUCGCAAACGCAAUGUCGUAGAACUGGAAUUAAAACAAGACUUACAGUCAAGAGGUACGUUGAACUAUACUGGACCAAUUACGGUUAUGCUCCAAGAACUGGAUGGAGCAUUUAUACACACUUUCAAACUGGAAGAAGGCCGUAUGUCACGUGAUUUACCAUGUCAUUCCAAAAGUCGAAAACAUCAAUCACCUCUCCUUUGGUUUCGAAUCGAUCCAGAUUUAGCUAUCAUACACAAUAUUCAUGUUGAUCAACCAGAUUUCAUGUGGCAUCUUAUGCUAGCUCAUGACAGGGAUUGUCUGGGUCAAUUAGAAGCAGUAAAUGCUCUGAAAGACUUCGCGUCUCCUGAAACACGCCACGUUUUGACCAAUAUUAUUUUGAAUGAAAGAAUAUUCUAUCACAUUCGAAUGGAAGCCUGUUUUACUCUAUGCCAUGUCGUAAAUGAAUUAAGUGCUCUCAGUAAUAAUCCUUCAAUGGCAUCUACAGCUGUAGCUUCUUGUCUAUUACCAAUGUUUUGGCAGUUAUUCAGUUCACCAGCCGCUCGUGGUUUAAUUCGUCAGAAUGAUUUUACUAAUUUACAGUAUUAUUUUCUCCAGAGGGCUAUGAUUAAAGCCCUAUCAACUUUACGUGUGCAACAAGUCUGUCCACAUGAGGUGUUGAUCUUUCUAAGUGAUCUGUUGCGGCAUAAUGAUAAUUCACGUAAUCCAUACUCUGAUGGUUACUACUUGGCUGAUCUUGUAAAGGCAAUGAAAGAUACUCUCACUCCUGCAAUUAUCGUACGAGGAGUUAUGUCUGCAUCGACACUACCAUUUGAAGCGCGUACUGUUAUCGAAGAAGUUUCUCAUUUACUAAAUUUGGAGACAGAGACUUUGAGUUACAAGGGUAUUGUAACCGUCGUGUGUUUACAAGCUAUAAGACGAUUACAACGACUUGGAUUUCUACCCAUAGAUCCUGGCCUAUUUUAUCAAUAUGCAUCGUCAAACUUUUACUGUGAUAUCAGACUAGCAGCAAUUGAAGCUCUUGUCGAUUACAUAAGAGGUGAACGAGACCAGUCAGCAUUAGACUGGUUGUUUAACAAUAUCAUUGAACGAGAAGAUGUUAGUGAUGCUUCAUAUGUCCGGCUUCGUUUUCAAGCUGUACAACUGCUGCUUCGUAUGCCACCUUUUCAACGUGGUGAAACUGGAAGUCGAUUAGACACUCCUCAGCUAGUUGAAAGACUUUGGACUUUGAUGAAUUAUGGAUGUACUGGUGACCCUAGACUACGGUGUGCAGUAGCUGAAUUGUACUACACCCUUUAUGGUAACCGUCGUCCAACUUGUCUUCCUCUCCCAGAAGGCGUACUGUUAGUGAGAGUUAAGGAAGGUCGAUCUGUACUAAAUAUAACUGAUAAUCUUAGAUCCAGUGAAAUGGAUGAUGGUGAUGAAUUGGGUAAAUAUAAAUCUGAAUGUUUGUCUAGAACAGUGUCAUUUUCUAAAAUGCAUACGGAAUAUGAAGAAGUUGAAGAUAAUUUUUCUGAUUGUGAAAUGUUACGUACAAAUAGUAUGCAGUCAGAACGAGAUUCAAUAAAGCGCACAACAGGAUUAGAAUUCAAUACUCAAUCAGAUUUAAAGCGUUGUAAUCGAAAUGGAAACUUCUCAGUAAUGAUUGAUAUUAUGAAUUAUGAAGAUUUUCAAGUGAACAUUGUUGUUUCACUCUGUGUUCAUGUGUAA